Nasonia vitripennis (jewel wasp) is the source of this 4163-nucleotide messenger RNA. Its product is annotated as facilitated trehalose transporter Tret1-2 homolog. The coding region runs from base 498 to 2048 and encodes 516 amino acids. The record is from RefSeq and is a predicted model, not a curated record. Gene Ontology annotation, cellular component: membrane. Gene Ontology annotation, molecular function: transmembrane transporter activity. NCBI's taxonomy places the organism in Eukaryota, Metazoa, Arthropoda, Insecta, Hymenoptera, Pteromalidae. The transcript is spliced from 9 exons. Gene Ontology annotation, biological process: transmembrane transport.
CCCGCGAUUCGGCGCCUGCUGGGGCUGCAUCGAGCCUGUCGACGCCAGUUUAAGCUCGAUCUCGCGACUACCCUUAAUAAUAGCCGCGCUGCCGGAGCAGAAUAAAUCACACAGAGAGAGCGGCCCUUUGUCAAUGGACGCGUGAGCAGCUAGCGGGGGUGUAUUCGAAAAAAGCAUGGAGGCCAGGCCCUCGAUCCCGCGGCCGACGAGGCGACGGCGGGGAGUAGCUUUCAUCGGUGCCGCGGCCCGGCGGAAAUGAGGAGCGAGUCGAGCGAGCGGAGAACUGGCCAAGCCGACGAGGACGUUGUAUAGAGCAUCGCAGCGGACGAGGAGGAACGACUCGAUCACGAUAGCUGCUGCAGGAGAGAUGGUAGAGGGUCUUCCAGAGGCGCAGAGACGCCGCCGUCGACGACUGCACUCGUCGUCUUAGGCGAGAGGGAGAGAGAGAGAGAGAGAGAAAGAGAGAGAGGAAAAUAUAAGGAGCCGGAGCAGGAGACAUGUCACUGCAGCACAGAUAUUACGUGACAACAGUACCGGACGAGGCCGAGGACGGCUUUAAAGUCCCGAGAGCUACAGUCGUGCACAUGGCGUCGACGGCGACCCGACCGCAGCACAUGUCCCAGGUCCUGGCGACGCUGGCACUCUCGAUGGGAACGCUGUCGUCGGGCCUGGCCAAAGGCUACACCUCGCCGGCUCUCGACUCCAUAAUACUAGACAAUCAAACGCCCAGCCUCUACCAAUUGAAUAACAACGGCACUUGGACGGCGUUCUCGGUAACGCUGCAGGAGGCCUCGUGGGUAGCCUCGCUGUCGAUGCUGGGCGCCUGGUUCGGCGCGAUGAUCGGCGACUGGAUAAUGCGCAAGGGCCGCAGGCUGGCCCUCCGACUGACCUCGCUGCCGCUCGCCGCCGCCUGGGUGCUCACGGGCGUGGCGCCCUGCCUCGAGCUCAUCUACACGACCAGCUUCAUCGGCGGCCUCUGCUGCUCCGUCAUCACGAUGGUCGCUCAGGUGUACAUCUCGGAGAUCUCGGUGCCGGGCAUCCGCGGCUGCCUGUCGGCGAUGCUGAAGGUGCUGGGCCACGUGGGUGUGCUGCUGUCGUACAUCGCGGGCUCCUACCUCAACUGGCGGCAGAGCGCGCUCCUCGUGGCGAUAGCCCCGUCGAUGCUCUUCCUGGGCACCCUCUGCAUCCCCGAGACGCCCUCUUACCUCGUGCUCAACGGCAAGGACGAGGAGGCGGCGAGCAGUCUCCAGUGGCUCCGCGGCUCCCACGUCGACAUCAGGCACGAGCUUCAAGUGAUAAAGACGAACAUCCUGGCCUCGAGGGCCAAGCAGUACGGCCUGACGUUCAAGAGCAGUAUGCUGGCGCCCCGGCUCUACAAGCCGAUCGGCAUCACCUGCGGACUCAUGUUCUUCCAGCGCUUCUCCGGGGCGAACGCCUUCAACUACUACGCAGUCAACAUCUUCCGGCAGACCCUCGGGGGCAUGAACCCCCACGGCGCCACCAUUGCCAUCGGCUUCGUCCAGCUGCUGGCCUCGCUCCUCUCGGGCUUCCUCAUCGACAUAGUGGGCCGGCUGCCGCUGCUGAUCGCCAGCACGGUCUUCAUGUCGCUGGCCCUGGCUGGUUUCGGCAGCUACGCCUACUACAACUCGAUGUCGCAAAUGCAGAGCAUACCCGCCUCGUCGUACGCGGCCGAGGCGGCGGCCAGCGUGUCCGGCCAACACGACUGGAUACCCCUCCUCUGCGUCCUCGUGUUCACUACCGCUCUGGCUCUCGGUAUCUCGCCCAUAUCCUGGCUCCUCAUCGGCGAGCUCUUCCCCCUCGAGUACCGGGGACUCGGCUCCAGCAUCAGCACGAGCUUCAGCUACUUCUGCGCCUUCGUCGCCAUCAAGCUCUACAUGGACUUUCAGGAGACGCUGGGCCUACACGGAGCCUUCUGGUUCUACGCGGCCGUGGCGGUCUGCGGGCUGUGCUUCGUCGUCUGCUGCGUGCCCGAGACCAAGGGCAAGCAGCUGGACGAGAUGAACCCGGACUACGCGCAAGCCCGGUAGUAUAAGGCCUCCCUCACGGGAGGGCUCUCGAACCUCGAGAAGACGAACAAGCCGCUGCCGGGCGGCGCCUACCCGAACCCGCACGACCCGCGCGACCUCUACGCCGCUGGCCCGAGUCGGCCCUCCUACCUCGGACCCGGCCCCGCCAGCCAGCAGCACCAGCAGCAGCACCAGGUCCUCGUCUUCCCGGGCGGGCUGCCCUCCAGCUACGGCCAGGGCGUCCGGCCCACGAGCCUCGACUGCACCGGACUCCUGCCCCGGCGCCGGCUCGCCGACUACUGCAGCGCCUUCGCCGAGAAGACGAGCCGCGUCGCGCGCAACGUCCGCGGCAAGCUGUCCGGCUGGAGGCUGCCCCGCGGCUGCCCCAGCCGACACAGCGUCCUGCAGAGCUUCCAUCAGAGCCAGCAGCCGCAGUACCAGGUCUACAGCGAGCCGGCCGAGCUGCUGCUGCUCGACCGGCAGCGCAUGAUGCACUCCUACGGCAUGAACUACGAGCAGGGCGAGCGCUACGAGGAGCUGGCCAGCCGCGGACCCGCCGGCAGCGCCUACAGCCGCGACAUCAUCCGCAGCCUCGAGGAGCUCGAGCUGAACCGCAUCGAGCGCCGCCGACCACCCGGGCCCAGCAUCCACGAGUCUCACCAACAGCUCCACCGCAGCCACCAGCUGCCCUACAACGCCCACCUCUCGAGCUCCUGGUCGAGCGAGCGGCCCUACGCCACCCUGCCCAAGCGCGGCCGGCAGCAGCACUACUCGGCCGCCAACCUGCAGCCGAGCCGCACCGUCAGGCUGGAGGAGCAGUUCCUGCCGCGGGACCUGCAGCGCCUCAGCCGCUACCCCAAGAGCCUGCAGGACCUCAAGUACCUGGAGAUCGAGGCUAUCCUCGAGAGGGACCCCCGGCCCUCGACCCGCAGCGGCCGCGAGGACCUCAGCUGCUGCCUCGACGAGCGACCGCCGCCUAGGAGCCGGGCCGAGCGACAGCGCGACUGGCUCAGCAUGGAGACGGCCCAGGAGCAGCUCUUCCUCGAGGGCCUCGCCGGCGGCAGCCAGAUCGAGAGGUACGAGCCCGGCAAGGUGCACUACGAGCGCGAGUACCGGAUCUACGGCAAGGACACGGUCGCCCUCAUCUUCUACAAGACCUGCUACCUGUGAUCGCCCGGUACACACGUUACGCUUCGACGGCAGAUGCUGCGGAAAGCCGUCCGAAAUCUCCUCGAAAUCAACACACACACACACCCGCGCGAGAUAUCACACGAACGAUAUGAUGCUUAGAAAGGCAGAACUUCCAUGCAUCGUGCCUUCCUUGGAAUUCACGACAAUACAACCUAUAUAAAGUAACGAUACAUAGAAAAAAAAUCCGUUUCGCGAAACUAUUUCUAAGAGCGAGCGAGAGAGGAUCACUGUUGUAUAAGGCAAUUGCGAAAGUCUUGCCGUCCUUCGCUUGUAGAGCGCGACAAUGCUUUGGUGAUGACGCGGAUGUAUGAUGAUGAUGAUGAUGAUGAUGAAGACUACCAGGGACCUUAACGUUUUAAAUCGCGACGCGCCUCUGUAACUAAUCGGAAAUGGGAAAACGGUAAAACGAAAUGUAUAUCUCAACUUCGUAUACUUAUUCUUCUGUAGCUGCGUAGACGCGUUCUCUCGAGGCAGAGUCUUUUCUUUCACGCAAUAUACGUAUACAUUACGACCGAGACGGGGCCUGGAUUACACAUUGUCGCAUCAUCGUUUCCCGACACUCGUCGAUCCCGCGAGAGCAAAUUGUAUUUUUCACCUUAAUUUAGAGGAGACUAUAAUUAUCGUAUAAGUAAUGUAUAAAUCGAACUCUCGAUCGACUUUUCUUUUUCGUUUCACGUACACGACUCGGGCCUCGUCGUAAUUCGCCCGACAGACGCGGGCCAAACAGACUUAAAUCACGACAAUAUCGAUUGUAGAUACAAAAAAAAUUAUAUAUAUACAUAUUAUAUAUAUAUAUUUCAUACAUAUACAAUAGAAAGUUAAGUGUACAUUGUCUACGACGGUAUAUAUUGUACAUUCAUUUAUCGAGAGACAAGAAAAGGUAACUAAUACUUACAUUUAAGGGGACACUUCGACAAUACAAAUAGAGGGUAUUGCCAAACAAAA